GUUCUGUAUCCUGUUGUAAGGUUUAAGGGAGGUUUUUCUUUUUUCUAUGAUAUAAGGGAUGGGCCGUAUGUGUCCUCAUAGUCUGGGGCGUGUGUAGUAUCGGUGAGUGUUCCUUCUACCGGCAGCUGAAAACUCGCAGCCUCCCCUUUGGUUUAACACUUGUCGUUUUUGGAUAAAAUUUUGUUUUUUAACAUACUGUUACGAUUUUUAUUCUUAGAUUGAAGGAAUUUUCGACUAAAAGACUGAUCGUGUAAGUUAUCUUUAAUUUACGUGUCAAACAAACACCUCGACGGUCGUGCCUUUGAAUAUUUUAACUUAGUACAUUAAAAAAGUAAAUAAAUUUAUUGAUUCUUAAUUCAUUGAUCUGACUAGUAUGCGAAAAACUUUUCUGGAAAAUUUGACUGUUGAGAAUCAUGUAGUUGAACUAUUGAAUAAUAUCAACUAAGAUAUAAUAAAGAAAAAAGUCUGAACAGUAUUUAUCAAUCAACAGAAAUUUACCAAAUUUUGAUUAGAAGAGUUACUCAAAUUAUUUUGAAUGCAAGUCGCAACAGUAAUGCAUCCUAUGCAACAUGCAGGAGGAGUUGCAACAUAUUAUGCUACUCCUAGACCACCAGCGCAUCCACACUAUUCUAGCGUGAACUUUCACGAUUACGGCGCUUCAUACUCUAAGGUUCAGCGUACACAGUUGAAUAGCGGAUACAACAAUACCGGUGGUAGCCAGUGCUUGAAUAACACGAGCUUUGGUGGCAAAUCGGUUGCGUUACCAGGCCAUCACGGUGGCCCACCCGGUAUGACUGGUAAUUAUGCUAGUGGCGCCCCUACACAAUAUCACCACAGAGCAACAACUGGCUGGAAUUCGGCACCCUUACCUGCACAACAAUACCGAUACGGAACCGGUCCCGUUCCCCAGACAACCAUGUCGCCUUACACUUCUUAUAAUCCAAAUCCAACUACAUACAACAGCAAUAACAGAAUUCCUACAGCGUCUUCGCCAGCAAAUACGAACAGUAGUUCCAGCUCUAACACCAAUGGAGGCACUUCUUUGCAAUCAUCUAAUCAACCGACCACCAGUUCACCGUCUUCAGAAUGUCAAUCAGCAACUCCAGCUCAACAGUUGUCAAAAACAAAUUUGUAUAUUCGCGGAUUGAGUCAGAAUACCACUGAUAAAGAUUUAGUUGCUAUGUGUUCGCAAUACGGAAACAUUAUUUCAACCAAAGCGAUAUUAGACAAGAACACCAACAAGUGUUACGGAUUUGUUGACUUCGAAUCAGGCACGUGCGCUGAUGCUGCUGUCAAAGGUCUUCAGGCAAAAGGUGUACAAGCCCAAAUGGCUAAAGUGGGUAUUCCAGUUCAGCGUAGAGCGGCCACUCAAGAACAAGAUCCAACAAACUUGUAUAUUGCUAACCUGCCUCCAAAUUUCAAAGAAAAUGAUUUAGAUACUUUACUAUCUAAAUUUGGGCAAGUGGUAUCUACUCGAAUACUACGUGACACUAAUAUGACCAGUAAAGGUGUAGGCUUUGCCAGAAUGGAUUCUAAAGAAAAAUGUGAACAAAUUAUCCAGAUGUUCAAUGGUAAUCCUUUACCUGGUUCUAAAGAACCUUUGCUUGUUAAGUUUGCAGAUAGCGGUCAAAAGAAGAGAAAUACAAACUAUAGAUCAGAUUCUCGUUUAUGGAGAGAAAAUGAGAAUGGCGGAUGUGUGCGAUUUCCGGUACAGCACUAUAUGUUGCAGGGUUCUCAUGUGGGGUAUGAUGCUGCUCACAAUGGCUUAACUACUGCUGCAACUACCCAUGUGUUACCAGCCAGUUUAGCACAGUAUGUUGGGCGUCACUAUGCAACUCAAGCGCUUCCUGCUCAUGGUUAUUCAAUUCCAGCUUCCACGUGGUUACCACAAUAUGUAAUGCAACCAGCCCCACCACAUCACCUGGCUCAAUUAGAUACUCCUGUAUGUUGCCAGAUGAUUCAACAGCCAGAUCCUAGUGCAGUACAAUAUGGUUCUGUGAUACCCCAACUGGCUACUCAUAUGUCAGCUUUACAGAUUGGUAAUGGAUCUUAUGUAGCUGGCCCUCAUCCGGGUUACCCAUAUUUUGCUAGUACUGCACCAAAUAUAAUUCAUACUGUUCCAAUACCAGCUGAAGAACAUCCAUCUACAACUGCAUCACCAGAUGACUCUUAUCAACAUUAUUCACACAAAUAAAAAUGAAAAGUAACUACGUUGAACAGUUCUGACCGCUGAAUACUGAAAUUCCCUAUAUAAUUGUGUCCCAAAACUAAUGUUUUGUUUUGUUUUAUUUUUAGUUAAAAUUUUUUGGUCGUUAAAAAUUUAGAUAAAUUUGUAUUGUUCUAAAAAAUAUAUAUAAAAAUUAUUCAUAGAACUAAUUGUUUAAAAAAAUGUAAAAAAUUAAUUUUAUUCUGUAAGGAAAUGCUAGUUGUUUUCUGAACAGAAUAUUUGAUUUUCAAUAUUUAUUAAAUCAGAUUUAGUUCAUUACAAAUUUAUCUAAAUAUUUUUUGUGAUCUGUAAUUUUUCGUCUCGAAAGUUUUAUAUGUUGUGUCAUCUCCUCAUAAUUUAUGAAUGUAGUUAUAAUUUUUUAUUUGAAUGCUGUGCUAUUUAUUUUUCUUCUAUGACAACCAGUUGAUUCUUGGACUUCAUAACAAUUUUAAAUUUGUGCAGGCAUACCAUUUCAAUUAACUAAUUUAAUCUUAAAUAAUUUUUACAGUAAAAAUCUUGUUUUACUCAGACUAAAUAAUUUAUGUAUAAACAAAGUUUACAUUUAAAUUAUCAUUUCUUUUUAAACCAAGAUUUUAGUGUAAUAAUUAUUAAAUGAUAGGUAAAUGAAAUGGAAUAAAUUUUUAUUAGAUGCAAAAAUUGUUUGCUGAAUAAUAAAUAGCAUAAUUUUCGAUUAAUCAUGUUCAGUAGCUAAUGUGUUACAUUUGACAUUCGGCUUAAUGUCGGCUAAGUUUGCAGCAAUAAAGAAAAAAAAUUUAAGUCAUCUUAAUAUGAUAGAAAUUAUUGUAAGAUUAAUUGUUUUCAUAUUUUUAAAGUUUUAUUUAAAACAAUUAAAUUUAAUUAUUAUUUAAUUUUAAUUUCCCUUUUUUUUAUUAUUAUUUCGAAAUUAUUUAUAUUGUUUAAGUGAUUUAAUUAUAAAUUUUAAUGUUUUUCUUUUUCUAUAAAAAAUUAAGAAUUAUUUUAUGAGGAUUGAUGUUUUUUGUUUUCUCAUUCAAAGAACAACCUAGAAGUGUAUAAUAGUUACACAUAAUUGUUUAUGAAAAAAAAAAUGUGCCUCUAGGUGUAAAUCACCAAUUUAAAAAAAAUAUUAAUGUGGACUGUAACGAUAAUUCGAUUACAAUAAUAAAUAUUUUUAAUGGUAUAUAAGUUAAAAAUAAUUUUUAAUUCUUUAAAAAGUAAUAUUAGAAUUAAUAUAUUAAGUUACUAUUAAUUUUAAGAUAAGAUUUUAAAUUAAGAUGUACUUGUUAUAUAUACAUUGUAUAACAAAUUAUCAUAAUUGCUUUCCCAUCCGAACCCAUAGUGUAACCCGUUUAUAUCUGUACGACUGAAUUAUUAAUAUGAUUUUACUUUUUUUAGUAAAUUAUUUUCUUUUUCUGUGAUAACUGUUUUGGAAAAUUUUAAAUGAGUUUAAAUAAACUCAAAUAGUCACUUCUAAACAACUUUAAACAAAUCUAUUAAUUUAUAACUUUCUUUUUUUUUCUAAAUUAUUUUUUAUUUUAUGUGGUCAUAUUUUAAUAUUUUUGUCAAGUUUACAUGGCCUCAUUUAAAUUGUUUUAUUAAUUAUUAUUGAUUUCACAUUUUAUUUAUUUGUUUAAAUAUAUUUUUUAAGACUUAAAAAAUAAUUCAUCAUAUAAUUAGAGAUUUUUUAAUGGAUAUCUGAUUAUAAUAAACUAUAAUAUGUGUUAAUUUUUCUCUUUUAUUUAAAAUAAAUUAUAUUUUUUUGUUAUAAUAUUAAAACAACGCUAUUAUUAUUAUUAUUUUUUUUAUCUAAUUUUUAUUUAUUUAACAUUAUUUUUAUUAAUUUUAGGCUAUGUCAGUGUAGUAAGCAAUUUUUUUUCAAUUGAUCUUAGGUUUACAGAUUGACUCCCAUAGAGAUAUUGUUUUGGUUACCAUUUUAUAGGUUAAAACUGUAUAUAUUUAUAUGAAAUGUGUGGUUUAUAAGUUUCAAAUGAAUGAGAAAAUGUUAUACAUUCCAUUAUAUCUAUCUUACAUUUUCAUUUUCCUAUCAACUCUUAUAAUCUAAUCAAUAGUUUUGUUGUUUUUAUUAAAAUUAUCUAAUCUUCAAUGGAUUUUGUAUGAUCAAUAAAGUUUUCAUUUAGUUUUCCUAGCUUUAAUCUUAAUUAAACAAUAUUUUAUUAUGAGAUUAUUAAUUAAAGUAAUGUAAAUGUGUAUAUAAUUUUGAUUUGUAUCAAUUGUGAAAUGUUUUGAACAUCUGCUCCGAUAUUCCCAAAGAUAGUGAACUUAUAACAUACUUUUUUAUGUGUGUUAUAAGUGUGUUAAGUGGAACUAAAUAGUAAUUAAUUUUAUUCAAGAAAUUAAUAAGAAUUUUUAAAAAUAUUGUUUUUGUAUUAAUUUAAAAAUUAGUUUUGUAAAUAUUUUCCCCUUAGAAUUGUAUGUUAAAAACUAAAAAAUUGAUGUUGCCAUGUAGUUAUGAAAUCAAUCUAAACUUUGUUUAAUUUUUAGAUAAUUUUAUUAAUUUCUAAAAAAAUUUAAUUAAAAAAAAGUAUUUAACUUGGAUUUAUAAUAAAAUUUAAUUAGGUUUUUUCUGGGUUAACUUGAACAAAAUAAAUUGUAUAUACAUACGACUGUUCAAAUUUUACAGGGGUAUUUUUAUAUUCUGUCCCAUAAGUAACACUAAAGAGUAAGACUUGGUUAUGCCAAAGCGCCUUUGUCUGGAUUAAAUAAUAUGUAUGUUCUAAUGUGAUAUUUAGCUCAUUGGUGUCUUCCCCGGACACUAUGUGCGCUCGGUUAUUUAUUUUUUAAAAAAACUGAGAAAAUAAUAAGAAAAUUAUAUUUUAUUGUAAUUAAAUAAGAAAAAUUGAAACUAAGAAUAUCAUACAAAAAUUCUACUAUACAGUCAUCAUAUUUUCAUCAUUUUGAUAGACUUGUUCUGUUUUAAUAAUUGCAGAUACUUUAAAUUUUUUAUUUAUAUAUACCAUAGCCACUGGCACGGUAAACGGGAAUCCAUGCUAAUAUUUUUGUCAUUGAAUUAUGCAUUGUCGUUAAAAUUGUAUGUGUAUGCUGAAUAAUUGAAUCCUAGUCGGAUCCUAAAUUAAUAAUAAUAAAUCAUUGGUAGGAUCAUUAAUAUUAUAUUUAGGAAGGAAUAAGUGUUAUUGUAAUGUAAUAUUAAUAUAUUUAAUAGUUAAUAGUUUAAUUAUUAUUAAUUCUGUGGUUAAGAUUAGUUUGGUUAUGUUUAAUUAAAUAAGGCAAUUUUUUUUAAGUUAUAUCUAUCAGAGAAAGUCAAAUUUAAAAAUAUAAUCUAAACUUUGAUUUUAUUUAAUGUUUAAAUUUUUCUCAAGAAAAUUAAAUUAAAUUUUAAGGUUUAAAUAUAAGAUUAACUAUGUAAAUUAUUAAUAUUGUCUGCUUAAUUAUAAUUAUUAAUAAAUAUUUACGAAAAGUAAUAUCUAAUGGUAAUAACGAAGUGAAUAAAUUGAGAUAAAAAUAAUACGUAUAGUAAAAAAUAACGAUGUAUUAAGUAUCUAUCGUUUAAAUGUUACAAUUGAGACUGCUGGCUCCUCCUCUGGUUCCCAUAAAAUAAGCGGGUAACAAUGUUUAGGUAAUCAAAGAAUAAAGAGUGAUCUUUACAUCAAAUUAACUAAACUUUUAUGUAUCACCCGGUGUCUUGUAUUAUUAAUUGUGACUGAUCAUUGUUAUGUAGAAGGCUUUAGAUUUUAAGUCUUGCCGUAAUAUUAUUGUAUUUAUAGUUUAAUCACUUUGACUUUUUUUUUUUUUAUUAUUUAUUUAUUUUCUAUCCCGGCUUUUAAUUGGUUAAUAAAAAAUUAUAAGUUUUAAGGUAAAUGAAAACAAAAAUUUUUGUAUAUUGUUUUAAAAUUCAUGUCUCAUACUAUAAGGUUUCUUGUUUAUUUUGUUUUGUUUUAUUGGGUUUGAUCAAUUUGGCGUUGUUGCAUUUUAAAUAUAAGUUAUAGUAAUUAUUAAGUUUUUCUUAGAUUGUAAAAUUAAUAUUUGCGUGAUUGUGAAAAAAAAACAAAUAUAAAAUGAUUUAAAUUUGAAA
Molecule: messenger RNA, 6236 nt
Organism: Daktulosphaira vitifoliae (grape phylloxera)
Lineage: Eukaryota; Metazoa; Arthropoda; Insecta; Hemiptera; Phylloxeridae
Gene: shep
Product: protein alan shepard
Exons: 13
Coding region: 536-2194 (552 amino acids)
Cellular component (GO): nucleus; ribonucleoprotein complex; cytosol
Molecular function (GO): mRNA 3'-UTR binding; poly(A) binding; poly(U) RNA binding
Source: RefSeq, a predicted model, not a curated record